UUCAGUCUAUUAUAUAGUCUACGACAGUGUAUACGCUACUCAAUGAUUAAUUGUGCUCUGUGAUACGAAUAACGUUUCGGACAUUGUUUAUCGUACUUUUUUAUUAUAUCAAUAACAUUUGUUAUUGAAAAAUCAAUAUAUUUUUUAUUAUAUUUUGUAUUCUUUAUACAUAGUGUGCAUGUUUUGUAAAGUGGUGUGAUUUUUUGUAAAUUGGUGUAAGUGAUUUACAAUUUUUUACAAUGGCACCACAAAAAAAAAUUCCUAAAACAACAACUUCAGUUAAGAAGAGAAUGCAACUGAGGCGAUUUAAAAGAAGAAAUUGGACCUGUAUCUCGGCAUAGAACGCCUCUUGUCAAUAAUAUUUCUAAACAACGGAAGACUGCUGACAAUGGAGCGCCUGAAGUCAAGACUCAGAAUAAAAGACCGCAGCAGAAUACUGAAAAGAAAGACAAAAAGACGGCCAAAAAACGUAAAAUAAAUGACAACAAAAUAAAAGAGCCAGCAGUCCCAAAGUCAUCAAAAUCAAUUGUUGAUUCAGAUAAUGGUAAUAACGUUCCCCCUGUAAUAAAUGAAUCGACAACUCCAAAACAAGCAGAGACGGAAACUACCAAGACUCAAAAUGAAGAGUCGAUGAAAGAAGUCAGUAAUGGUAGUAACGUUUCAACUGAAACGACAACUCCGGAACAUCCAGAGACGGAAACUGCCAAGACUCAUAAUCAGAGAUCGUUGAAGAAAAUCAAUAAUCGUGGUAACGUGCCACCUGUUCCGAAGAUAUCGACAAUCCGCAAACAACCAGCGACGGAAACUGCCAAGACUCAUAAUCAGAGAUCGUUGAAGAAAAUCAAUAAUCGUGGUAACGUGCCACCUGUUCCCAAGAUAUCGACAAUCCGCAAACAACCAGCGACAGAAACUAGCAAGACUCAAAAUCCAGAGUUGAUGAAUGAAAUCAGCAAUGGUAGUAACGUUUCAACUGAAACGACAAAUCCGGAACAUCCAGAAACGGAAACUGGAAAUAUUUCAAAUAGAGAAGAGCAGAUUUCAGAAGAUGAGACAUCAGAUGACAGUAUUGAUGAGAAUAAAAAAAGAGAAGAGGAGAAAUCGUUGUUUAAAAAGAAAAAAAACAAAAACAACAUAUAUUUGCGUAUGAAAAAACUUGAGGAGAGAAUUCGUCAAUUGAUGCCGAAUGAAGAAAGUAAACACAACGGCGAAGGCUCAGAAAAUGAUAAAGAAGUUCGUUAUAUUUCAAAAGGGGAAGAGCGUCUACCUCAAUUUACAAAAUAUAGAAGUCGCGAAUAUUAUCCCCCUUCGACUCAUGCAAUGGGUUAUCGAACCCGCCCGUAUCAACACCAAAACUAUUCUUACCGUCAACCAGGCCCCAGACAAUUUAAUAAUAAUCAAGGUAUUUGGCGAACAACUCGAUAUCAAAAUCCUAAUGAUCAGCAACCUUUUCAGACCAAUCCCAUACCCAGGAACAAUAACAACCAGCAAUUUAACAACAAUUAUCGAAAUUAUCAAUAUAACCGACCUUACGGUCGACAUGAAUAUUUACCUGAUUGGCGGUCCAGUAACUACAAUAACAGUUACCCACAAGAUAGCAACUUAAGACAGAACUAUCGACAUUUUUAGUAAAGAUAUGAAAACCAACCGUUAAUUUAUUUUUUUUUCCAAGUUUUUAUUAUUUUUCAUCAAUUCAGCUACGUUUUUUUUUCAUAAAUAAAAUAU
Cotesia glomerata is the source of this 1722-nucleotide messenger RNA. RefSeq lists its product as uncharacterized. The record is from RefSeq and is a predicted model, not a curated record. Lineage: Eukaryota; Metazoa; Arthropoda; Insecta; Hymenoptera; Braconidae. The coding region runs from base 631 to 1626 and encodes 331 amino acids. The transcript is spliced from 10 exons.